This is a messenger RNA of Prunus armeniaca (apricot), 399 nucleotides long. The record is from the annotation of a GenBank genome assembly. NCBI's taxonomy places the organism in Eukaryota, Viridiplantae, Streptophyta, Magnoliopsida, Rosales, Rosaceae.
AUGCCAGCACGGUCUACCGUGCGUCGAGAUGAUGAUGAGGUUCACGGCCUGAACUACAAGGCCGUUUGGUGGCGGGUUUUAGGCGGUGCUCCGGCGCGUUGCUCAGAGAGCAACGGUCGUAUGAUAUAUGGGGUGAGUGAGGCGAUAACAGAGAUGGUGCUUCGACGCCUUGAAAAUCAAGGGUCGUAUGAUAUAUUGAUGAAUAGAUUUUCCUUACAGUCUACCACUACUCCUAAGAAAGCAAAUAAAGGUAUUGAAAGUGCAUUACAGAGUCCUGGAGGGACAUUCGAGGCUGACGAGACCUGCGUGGUGGAGCCUGACCGGGGCAAGUGGGUAGUCAAAUCGGCAUUUGGGAUCGUGAAGCAUGGUGGUCUGGGGUUGAGAAGCAUGGUGGUGUGA